Molecule: messenger RNA, 1572 nt
Organism: Fragaria vesca subsp. vesca
Lineage: Eukaryota; Viridiplantae; Streptophyta; Magnoliopsida; Rosales; Rosaceae
Product: F-box protein SKIP23-like
Exons: 2
Coding region: 33-1226 (397 amino acids)
Molecular function (GO): protein binding
Source: RefSeq, a predicted model, not a curated record
UUUGUGGCCAAAUUGUUUCCCGGCAAACUGCCAUGGCGGAGUGGUCUCUACUCCCUAAAGAGCUCCUGGAGGACAUCGCCAAACGCCUCGGCAGCCCAUUCUACCUCCUCCGUCUCCGAUCCGUCUGCUCCUCCUGGCGCUCCUCAUUCCCUCCCAGACCUCGCCGCUUCCCCUUCCUCACCAACUACGGCAUCUCCGACUCCACCCUCGGCUUCCACCUCUCCAAACGCACCGUCUUCCUCCUCGCCUCUCCCAAAUCCCCCGAUCGCUGGCUCCUCAAGAUCGAGGAGGACGUCCCCGGCCGAUCGCACCUCCUCAACCCUCUCUCUCGCUCCUCCCCCUAUCCUCUGCCGGAGACUUUCCCCAAGGUACUGGAUUUGUCUAGGUUUAGGGUUUUCGAUUUGGGAGAGGAGUAUGUUCUGCAUCAUGUGAAUUUCAGGCCGUUGGUUAAUGCUUUGGGCGGUGCUGCCAAUUUGUAUAGGGAGAAAGUUGUGUUCAUGUGUUUGGGAGAUGAGAGCAGUGAUUACGUGUUGCUUACGAUUCAUGUGUCUGGGGAAUUGGCUUUGUUUAACUCUGUGGAGAAGAGGUGGACUAUAAUUCAUGAAAUGCCGUCACCUUAUGAUGAUGUUAUAUUGUUUAGGGGUCAGUUUUAUGCUGUUGAUGGCACAGGGAGGACUGUGAGGGUUGGAUUGGACUCGAGGAGCCCCAGUUUGGCUGCCAAUCCGGUGUAUGGCGGCGACAAGAAGUUUUUGGUGGAGUCGAGUGGGGAGCUGUUGGUGGUGGAUAUGUACUUGAGUGAUGAUCAGGUGGAUUGGGACGCGGAGGAUGAAGUGUCUCAGGUGCAGUUGAAUGGGUGCAUUUACGAGAGGACGGUGAGGUUUAAGGUUUAUAAGGUGGAUGAAGGAGGGCAGAAGUUGGCGAGGAUGAAGAGCUUGGGGGAUAGGGUGUUGUUUUUGGGGGAUGACUGCACCUUUUCUGCCUCGGCUUCGGAGUUGGCUGGUUGUAAAGGGAAUUGUAUAUUUUUUAUGGAUAAUUUCUUCUAUACGAGUGGGGAAGAAGAAGGGACGUACAAGGGUCGUGAUAUAGGUGUGUUUGACUUGGAUAGGGGUGCUAUUACCCCCUUAUCUGAUUAUCCAGAGGCUGCAAAGCUAUUUUGGCCACCCCCUGAGUGGGUUUCACAGACAACAUCUCAGGUGCAAACCGAGUUUGAAGGGCUAGCUUUGUGAAGUCGUGAUGGAAUUGUGGUUGCGCAUGGUAAAUCAAGAGCAAGAUGAAAAUGCAUGUGGCUUUAAAGAACAUGCCUUGCCCACUGUCCAGAACUAAUUCAUCUUUUUCAGCUAGUUCAGGUGACUUAACCAGCCAUUUGCAAUCAUUCCUGUAGAUCAAAGUUUCCUUAGACUUGAGGAGCUUUAUGAGCACCCUAGUUUCUUUUCGGUUUAAAUUCAUUCCUGUUGAAAAUAAGAUAAAAAUUUGGCUGCAAUAAUGUGUUAUGUAUCUAUUUCAUUUUGCUUGUAAUUAAGUGAAUAAAUUGCCUAAACCAUCCUCUCCAUGCUAUUUUUCCUAAUGUUUCUC